CCGCAUCGAGUGAGGAGAAGCUUGGGAACUUGAGGCGCAUCAGGAGGGAAAUGCGGACCAAAGGUUCUUUUUUGCGCGCUUUUCCCUCUCCCCUCAAGUCAUUGCUCCCCUCUCCGAUCUCAACAUCCAUUUCUGAAACUUUAUGUGCGCUUGACGUGUUACUGGACAGCAGAGUUCAUCAUCCCAUCUCACCCACAUUCCGUACUCGUACAUUCUCCAACAACGCGACGCCUGUCAAAUCCCGUGUGCCCGGUUUCCCGUGCGGCGUAGUCAACUUGCUUCCCAUGCAAUCACACCGUUGAUCUGCAAACCUGCAGCAGAAUCCACAUAACUCGUUCGGAAAGGGAACGUAAUCACAUUCCCCGUGUAACACAGCCGUGCAAAUUCCGCGCCGUUCAGCGACCCGGUAGAACUUUGUUUGCUUCGGGGUUCCACACCGAAAAUGACAAGCGACAUUGGCGCUCAGAUCCGGGAGGAGGCCGCGGCAGCGACGGAAGAAGUCAACGCGGCCCUCCAGAGCUUCGUGACAAGUCCCGGACCGUCCGGAGGUGACUUGGACAAGGGCCAACGGCGGCGCAUCAUUGAUGCGGCGAAUAAGCUCAUCAACGCCGUCAAGGACCCCGGCGAUGAGUGGUUUGAUGCCACGGCGCAGGUCGCUCAGCUGGGCGCGAACCGGCUCUUUUGGGAAUGGAAGGUCUAUGAUCACAUCCCAUUCGAAGGCAGUAUCUCGUACGGUGAACUAGCAAAGAAGGUCGACGCCGAUGUAUCUCUGAUACGACGUACUGGUGGCGUGCUUACGUCGAUGGGCAUCCUGCAACAAGUCGACGACGACUCCGUCGCGCACACAAAGCGUUCUCGCAUCUACAUCGAUGGUCACCCAGCAGGCCAAAUCGUCGGCAUGGCAUGGGAAAACGGGUUGGUACCGUACGUCCACAUGCCAGCCUACUUUGAAAAGUACGGUCGCAAAGAACCGCAGACGCUCAACAACGUCCCUGGCACGUAUGCGUACGGCGUGCCAGAGUACGGCUGGUACGAAAUGCUGCAGCACGACCCGCCUCGGAUGCAGCGGUUCCUGCGCGCCAUGGGCCCUAUCGAAGAGAAGAUGCCCAUUUCGGGCAUUUACGACUUUGGGUGGGUUGUCGAGUACGCUCGUGAAAACGCGGGUGACCGGCCGCUGUUUGUCGAUGUCGGCGCGGGGCGGGGCCAGUCUAUCAAGGCGAUUCAUCGCGAGAACCCUGGGCUUCCGUUGGAGAGGUGUGUGCUGCAGGAUCGUGCUGAGGUGGUGGAGGCUGUGAGGAAGCUUGAUGAUGAGGAUAUGAGGUUGGUGCAGAAGCAGGUUAUUGAUUUCCACAAGGAGCAGCCUGUUAAAGGUGCCCUGACGUACUGGAUCCGUCGGUGUCUACACAACUACGGCGACGAGCUGAGCGUGAACAUGCUCCGCAUCAUCGCCGAGGCCAUGGCGGAGGACAGCCGACUCCUGAUCCAGGAGGAUGUGAUGGGAAACCCGCCGCACUACACCUCCACGAUGCUCGACUUCAUGAUGCUCACUUUUGGCGGCAAGCAAAGAUCGCUCGAGUGCUGGACCGACAUUCUCGGGAGGGCGAGUCUCGCGAUCAAGAGCGUGUCCACGGGUCAGGGACCGUGGCGGCACCUUGCCGUGAUUGAGUGUGUCAAGGCUGGAAGGUGAGGGUAUCUUGAAUUCAGCGUUGAAUUCCAGGAUGAGGUUGGGAGGUUGAACAGUUGUUGUGUGUCUGUGCAGAGAGGAUUGGCGCUGCGAUUGUAAUGCUUUCUGGCAGGAUUCAUGUGGCUGGGAUGAGCGGUGAAGUCGUUUAUGCAUUAGGAUGGUGAGAGAUGGACUGGUAGAUAUCAACUUAAUGUGACACUAUUGAAGAUCGACGGGAGACAAGAGGUGAUUGACUUCAGCCUCAUGCAAAACAUGUACGCGUAACGACGCCAACCUCUGCGUUCUCAAGUUUGACGUCGGAUGUCAUGUCUACAGACCCCUAGUCGGUCCCGGGCAUCACCGGAGUCACUACUUUAGCAGCGACUGG
Colletotrichum acutatum is the source of this 2051-nucleotide messenger RNA. RefSeq names its product O-methyltransferase. NCBI's taxonomy places the organism in Eukaryota, Fungi, Ascomycota, Sordariomycetes, Glomerellales, Glomerellaceae. The transcript has 4 exons. Gene Ontology annotation, molecular function: O-methyltransferase activity. The record is from RefSeq and is a predicted model, not a curated record. The coding region runs from base 443 to 1687 and encodes 414 amino acids.